AUGCGACUUGGCACGCGGAGCUGUGCUGAAUGCCGGCGGCGCAAAGUUCGCUGUGUUUACCCUCCAAACAACCCAACGUGUGAAGAAUGUGCUUUGCACGAUGUUCGGUGUACCCCCCAGCGGCCGGGCACCCAGAGAACUACUCGGACGGGCAGAGCGCACGGCCUGGUAGAUUUGCAACGAAGGCUGGAAGAUCUGGAAGGCACUGUACGCCGUGUCUGCAAUGCCAUUGAUCCGAGCCUGGGAUCUCUGAGCUUGGCUGAGCUUGAGACGAACGUUACGGAAGCUCUCGCACGGCUUCGGCCAGUACCUCUUCCGGAAACAAUAGGAGAAGACGCCUCUAUGAACAGGACGAACACUGUAAACUUUAGUGGUUCGGAAUCUGAAAGUCUCAAUCUGAACAGGCUAAUACCGAGGCUCGAUAGCCUGACAUUAAUCCUCGAGUUGACUGAGAAGUACUGGCCUCUCUGGCCAGCAAUUCCCGAAAGACCAGUGACUAGCUCCGAUCAACUUGAACCCGGGAGCGUAGCAUCAGCUAGGGAUUUCAUUCUUGAUUCAUUAGGAUCAGGGACUCCAGCUGCCGUCGCUAAGUCCGUGCUCUGGCUCGCUCUUUGCAUCCAGCAGCUUCCAAGAGAUUUCGGGAAUCGAUGCUCAAACUUACCUGCUUCGCCAAACGAUCUCAUCAAUUCUUACCUGAGCGGUGCAGAGACUCUUCUUCUUGUUGAUGAAGACACAGGUGGAACGCGUGAGGGUCUGGAAGCUUUGGCGCUGCAAUCAAAACUGUACAUCGACAUGGGCAGACCACGGAAAGCUUGGCUCACUAUCCGCCGCGGUCUGAAUCUGGCUAUACUACUAGGACUUCAUCAUCCAGACGAGAGCACCAGUAUACGUCAGAAAGCUCUAUGGUCGUACUUCUGGCAAUUUGAUAGACAAUUAUCGUUGAUCCUUGGAUUUCCCUACGCAAUAGUAGAUUCGCACCCCGGCAUUUCAGAGGUGCAUAUCGAAGACUCCAUUGAAGCACGAGCAAUGCACAGGCUUAGUAUCAUUGCUGGUCACAUAAUUGAGCGGAAUCAAAACCAUCGGCAUGUAGGCUAUGCUGCUACCGUGCGGAUCAACCAAGAAUUGGAGCAGUUCAGGGAUGAAAUACCUCAGCAUUGGUGGGAUGCUAUUCCUAGCUCCACCAUGUCUCUCGAAGCCCUCCAUGAUCAGCAAGCUGUCAAGCUGAUCUACUACCAGCUUCAAAAAUUUCUUCACCUUCCUUACAUGCUCAAGUCGCCCGUCGAUAAGAGGUUUGAGAAUAGCAGGGUCUUGGCCCUCGAAGCUUCAAGGAAAAUGAUCGGAUGCUAUCAGACAUUACGAAACGGCAGUGGUCAAUCUAUCAUUAUAUGUGACUUGAUGGAUUUCCAAGUAUUCACCGCCGCAGUUACCAUUGUCAUCAACCUUCUUUCACAAUCCUCUGAAUGUAGUGUUCAUCAACAAGACGAGGACUGGGAGCUUGUGCAGUGUACAGCUAGAAGCCUCAAAGAUGUCUCCAUCAAAUUGGAAUGCGCAGUAGCAGGCCAAGCAGCUCAAUUGCUUGAAUAUCUUCUGGAGGUCCACCACGGCUUGUACACCGGUCCUGAAAGUUACCAAGCCGUUAUUCCAUAUUUCGGGAAGGUCAAAAUUAGUCAACCCAAAAGCGCUGCAUCGCAGACUGGCUUAACCCCGCGGAUUGAUCAUCAAAGCCCCACGUCCUGUCCAUUCCCACAAGUGGUAGAGUUCAGUGCAAACUCUUUCGUGCCGUUCAGUCAGAAUUAUGUGGCGGAUUAUCUUGCUGAGACAGAAUUGGGCGUUGAUUGGACAGCCGUGUUUGACGAGAAUAUGGACUAUGAGUAUAGCCAACUGUUCCCAUAG
Messenger RNA from Amorphotheca resinae ATCC 22711, 1893 nucleotides. RefSeq lists its product as hypothetical. The transcript is spliced from 2 exons. The record is from RefSeq and is a predicted model, not a curated record. Bases 1 to 1893 code for a protein of 630 amino acids. Lineage: Eukaryota; Fungi; Ascomycota; Leotiomycetes; Helotiales; Amorphothecaceae. Gene Ontology annotation, biological process: regulation of DNA-templated transcription; DNA-templated transcription. Gene Ontology annotation, molecular function: DNA-binding transcription factor activity, RNA polymerase II-specific; DNA binding; zinc ion binding.